AUUAGCCAACUACUUUCUUGGUUCGCUCAGUUCCGCGUUCUCACCCCAGCUUAUCGCCACUCACGGGAAGCACGACUCGAUCCUCUUUGCUUCAACAGACAGGCUCUAGCUCAGUCCAGGGACGCUAGAUCUGACACCGGAAGAAUAAGGACCCAUACCUUCCGUUCUUGACGCCGAUGCGCACUUCGAAAGCGCACGUCUUGGAUUGAAAGGUUCAUCACAAUUAGAACGGUGAUCAUACCACUGGCUAGUGUGUUUAAUUGUUGGUUUCAGCCUACUUUGUAAGUGAAAUUGAAAGAAUACACCGGCACCACAAUACCUAUUGAAUAGAUGUGCUUUGAAAGAGCUUGAUCAACAGGUGUGAAGGCAGCAGAACAAGAAGGCGCCCUGCACCUGCACUCUUUACCAGCGAGUAGAGUGGUACUAUUGUAGCCUCAAAAGUUGGCAAAAUACUGCAAGAGGGUCAGAGACAAAGGAGGAAAACAAAAAGCCGAUUGGCAUUUAUAAAGAAAAACAAGUGAUAGAGAGAAAGAGAGAGGGAGGGACAGAGAGAGAGAGGAAGAGAGAAAGCGGGACAACCCUUGGAGAAUAGCAGAAGACCCGGCCCCCGGCCUGAGUGUAAGAGAGAGAGAGGGCGAGGGAGCGUUUUAAAGCCGGCACAGGCAUGAUGUCCUACAUUAAGCAGCCUCAUUACGCCGUGAACGGGUUAACUCUGUCUGGUCCUGGCAUGGAUCUACUACACUCUGCCGUCGGAUACCCAAACAUCCCCAGAAAGCAGCGUCGGGAAAGGACCACGUUUACGCGCGCGCAGUUAGACAUCUUGGAGGCACUGUUUUCCAAAACGCGCUACCCCGACAUCUUCAUGAGGGAAGAAGUGGCCCUCAAGAUCAACCUACCAGAGUCUCGUGUACAGGUAUGGUUCAAGAACCGCCGUGCUAAAUGCCGCCAGCAGGCACAGCAGAGCACAGGCCAGUCUAAACCUCGUCCACCCAAGAAGAAGGCCUCUCCAGCCCGGGAGGCCAACUCUGAGGCCAGUGUCAACACCAACGGGUCCUACAGUCCAGUACCCCCUCCCCUUGGCCCCGCCAUCACCCCCAGCUCCAGCAGUGCCAACGCGACCGUGUCCAUUUGGAGCCCUGCCUCCAUCUCCCCGCUGCCAGACCCCCUGUCAGCUUCCACCACGCCCUGCAUGCAGCGCUCCUCUGCCUACCCCAUGACCUACACCCAGGCCCCGGCCUACACCCAGAGCUACGCAGGCUCGUCCUCCUACUUCACUGGCCUGGACUGCAGCUCCUACCUGUCUCCCAUGCACUCACAGCUCUCCGCCACCGGGGGCGCCCUCAGCCCCAUCACCUCCAUGGGCGGGCACCUCGGCCAGUCCCCUGCCUCUCUGUCUUCGCAGGGCUACACAGCCGCCUCGCUGGGCUUCGGGGCCGUCGACUGCCUGGACUACAAGGACCAAGCUGCCUCCUGGAAACUCAACUUCAACGCAGCUGACUGCCUGGACUACAAAGACCAGAACUCCUGGAAGUUCCAGGUCUUGUAGGUGGGAUGAGGUAAGGAAGGGACCAGCCAGGAGAAGCUCCCAUUCCAUUCAGUGUUAAAGACUUGGACACAUAGAUGGUCAACUAAUCAUUUCAGUCCACGAACUCAAUGACUGAGAAAAUGUCAUUAUUUUUUUGUGUUAUGGAAAGCAAUGUGGAUAGCAGAUCCACUGAUGUUGGGCUUUGUGAUUUUUGGGAAGGUGACAAGAAUCAAUAUUGUUAAAUCAAUGAUAUUCAAUCAAUACAGUAUUAUCAACGUGAGGAUGCACAAUCAAUGGGACAUUGAGGUAAUAAAGCUAGUCAUAUAGAAGUGAUGACAAACAAAUCGACAUGUAAGAAGAUAAUUGAGAUACUAAAAUUGAGAACUGAUUUUAAAAAGGAAUACAUACCACACGAUUGAAAGCAAUACCUGUAGAAUGAAAUUAAUUUGAUGAUUACAUUUCGAAAAACAGCAUAAUUAACAAAGGUCCAUUCUUGUAUGCCAUAAUCAGGGUUUUGAGGACCAAAUGAAUAGAGAUUUGCAAUUUGAAGGCUGGAUGAAGUAUUAUUUUGAUGGAGAGAACAAACAAUUGAUAAAAUAAAAAAAAGGAUAUUAAAUAUUGGUUGCAAUGAAUCCCAUUAGUCAGGUAGCUGAUAGUUAAUUUCUGAACAAGAUCUGUCACUCCUUUAGUGGUCUUGUUGUGCUUAAUAGUAACCUAGAAUUAGAAAGGAAAAGUGGAAUUCCACCCCCAAGAUGGGUGGGCUGGCCUUGACUUUAGACCAAAUUGGAUUCAGUGGUUAUUUUUGACAUUACUUCAGGACAAUUGAAAGUUGUGUACAUUGUAAGGAAGAAAAUGACUCUGCCUUGAAUUUGAUAUUGAACAAACAGAGGGAGUUCCAGCCAGAGGUGGAGACUGACUCCAAUGGGGACAACGUUGCUUUCUUUUUCCCUCUGUCAUUUGUUUUAUGGUUUAUUUUUGUUAUGAAGCUGCUUUACAUAUUUGGUGAAUUGAGAGAUCCUGGAGCCAAACAGACAGACACACGGACGUGCAUGGGUUUCUCAAUAAGCAAGAGGGGAUGGGUAAAGCAAGGAUAACCUUUGGUACUGUCAAGAAGAGAUCAUAGGCUAUUGUUGUAUCCUUUUACCCAGUAGCUUUGAAGGGAGGGGAUCCUCGGCGGACAGUGUGUUAGAGUGAAGUGGGGUAAAGGGGUAAAGGAGGGGGGCUGGGUUAGGGUGAUAGGGUUAGUAACAAACCUCUUGUCUUUGAGCACCAAUCGUGGAAUGAAUCACAUCUGGGCACAAGGCAUUCUGGGAUAUGCAAGGAUGACAAACGUGCAGCCUUUGCGUUUCUAUCCAACUGUGUUUGUUGGGCGGAUGGGGGGGGGGGGGGGGGGGGGGGGGGGCUUUGACGAUUACUUCACCAGUACUUAAAUACUAAAUUUCCCCUUAAUGACUAAACUAACCCUGUUGCCGAAUAUACUGUUACAAUGAGAUAUUUGCAGGAGAGAAGACUCAACAGUAGAAAGGGAAGGGUCUGGCCAUGACUGCGCUACCCUUGCACUGAAAGCACGGACCAUCUCUCAGUUGUUACCUGUAAAGAAGCGAGGGGUACCAUUUUGUGUUGAUGUAUCGUUUCCUCUUUUUGUAUUAGAGUAUAACAUAUUAUGUUUCUUAAAUUUGUGAGUCCUUUGAAGUAAAAUUGUGGUAAUUUGUUUGAAGUUAAUAUUAUCAUUAUUACUAUAAUUAUUAUUAUUAUUAAUUCUAAAGCUAUUAUGAAUAUUGCUAUUAUUCUGUUUAUGUCGUUCUUUUUGUAAAUAUUAAACUUCACUUGAAAAUGCAAUCACGUCUGGUACCAACAAUGUGUUACAGACACACCACGCAAAUUUCUAGAAGACUGGCAAUUUUAAUUGUAAUUUUUUUCUGUUUUCUGGUCUCUUCUUUUCUGAACAACGUUUUUCAAACUCAGGGGUUUAUCCAAUAAAGUUAGUGGUGAGAGCAUACAACGCUUUGUAUACUUCCUGAUCAUCCACAUUCAUUAUUCGCAUUCUAAUCUAUGCUUUUUUUUCUGACACGAAUGACUCCCCCUCUUUAGUAUUAGUAUAUCGGACAUAUCUCCUGUGUGUUUGCCCACCCCCCACUUCUACAUGGGAUAGCUAUUGAGUUUUAAGACAUUAAACAACUG
Molecule: messenger RNA, 3706 nt
Organism: Oncorhynchus mykiss (rainbow trout)
Lineage: Eukaryota; Metazoa; Chordata; Actinopteri; Salmoniformes; Salmonidae
Product: homeobox protein otx5-like
Biological process (GO): multicellular organism development; regulation of transcription by RNA polymerase II
Cellular component (GO): nucleus
Molecular function (GO): DNA-binding transcription factor activity, RNA polymerase II-specific; RNA polymerase II cis-regulatory region sequence-specific DNA binding
Source: RefSeq, a predicted model, not a curated record